GCGAUUUUCGUAUUCACGUAUAGAAAGAGGCAUAUUAUUUUCAAAUUCCUGCUUUAAUUUAUUAUCUGAACUGAACAUAUAAAGUAAUAAUAAUGGAUCCGAGUGCUAUACGAAAGCUCGAUGAGGUAGUGGUGAAUCGGAUUGCAGCGGGUGAGAUUAUUCAGCGGCCGGCAAACGCGGUUAAGGAAAUGAUCGAAAACAGCCUGGAUGCCAAAUCCACCAGCAUUCAAGUGGUAGUAAAAACUGGCGGGCUGAAGUCCCUGCAGAUCCAAGACAACGGAACCGGAAUACGUCGGGAAGAUUUGGAAAUUGUAUGCGAACGGUUCACGACGUCCAAAUUGCAGAAAUUUGAGGACCUUUCCACCAUCGAUACGUACGGGUUCCGCGGGGAAGCUCUUGCUAGCAUAAGUCAUGUAGCACAUUUAACCAUCGUUACAAAAACACGUCUGGAAAAAUGCGCGUUUAAGGCAUCAUAUGAAGACGGCAAGUUGAAAGGUGAUGUAAAACCAUGUGCCGGAAACCAGGGAACGCAAAUAACGGUUGAAGAUCUAUUUUACAACGUUCCAAUGAGGAAGCAAGCCCUUAAAGCCCCCAACGAAGAAUACCAGAAAAUAUCGGAUGUCAUUAGCAAAUACGCAGUUCAUAAUCCACAGACGGCUUUCAUUCUGAAAAAGUUCGGAGAAAAUGCGUCCAUAAGAACUCAAGCCAAAUCGACAGUCGAAAAUAACAUUAAAACAAUUUAUGGUUCUUCCAUAGGGAAAGCUUUGAUGAAACUGGACAUCGAUGAUGACAUAUUGCAACUUAAAGUCAGUGGCUUUAUCACCAAUGUAAACUUUUCUUUGAAGAAAAGUUUAUUUGUACUGUUUAUAAACCACCGCGCUGUGGAGUCAACUAAUCUUAAACGAGCAAUCGAUCAAGUCUAUUCACUGUAUCUAGUGAAAGGAACGUCUCCUUUCAUAUACCUAUCCAUAGAAAUGAAUCCAGCUAACGUGGACGUAAACGUGCAUCCUACCAAGCACGAGGUACAUUUCCUACACGAAGAUGAAAUCAUCGAUAAAAUUAAGGAAGCAAUCGAACGGAUCCUAUUGGGUGGCAACGCCAGCCGAACUUUCUACACUCAGGCCCUUUUGCCGGGAGCUUCCACGCCGGACGUGGAAACUGUAAAGCUAAACGAAUCUUAUGACAAACCUAAGCAGCUGGAGUAUAAAUUAGUUAGGACCAGUCACAACGAUCAAAAGUUGGAGAAAUUUUUCGGUCCGAAUGUCUCACGGAAUGCUUCUUUCAAUGAAUCAACCGGAAACACCAGCUCAACGAUAAGCAGUGCUACGAUAGUGACGCCCAAAAGAGAGAAAGUAUUCAGGGAUACAAAGCUGACAAGUGUGCUCAAUCUGCGGAAAUCUCUUGAAGAUGAUUGCGACCGUAAUACACGAAAAAUACUUAGUGAACUAGCAUUCGUUGGAGUAAUCGAUCGCGUGCAGGCUCUUAUACAGUACGAUACAAGAAUGUUUCUGACCAAUACUAAAGUUUUGUGCGAGGAAUUAUGCUAUCAGCUGUUAUUGUUUCAUUUCGGCAAUCUCACUAGAAUCUCCUUCCAAAAACCGCUACCAUUGGUAGAACUGGCCAAACUCGCGCUGCAGAGUUCAGAGAGCGGUUGGACCGAGGAAGAUGGACCGGUUGACGAGCUAGCAGACCGGAUUGUAGAAAUAUUGCUCAACAAAGCACCAAUUAUGCGCGAAUAUUUCAAUCUUUGCAUUGGUGAGAUUGGUGUGUUGGAAUCUAUACCAAAUAUCAUCGACGGGUACACUCCAUCAAUGGCGCAUCUUCCAAUGUACAUUCUUCGUUUGGCUACAGAAGUUGAAUGGGACGAUGAACAGGAAUGCUUUCGGACAUUUUGUCGAGAAACUGCUCAGUUUUACGCAAAGAUGGCAUUGACCAAAGAAAUGACAGAAUGUAAAUGGGAAGUCGAACACGCGGUCUAUCCAGCAAUAAAACAGUAUUUACUGCCACCGAAAAAUUUCGCUAAGAAUGGUACACUCUUACAAGUUGCGAACCUUCCUGAUCUUUAUCGCGUUUUUGAACGGUGCUAGCUUUUUCGAGUCUAAUUAAUAAUAAAAAAUGGUUUAUUUAAAGAUUUAUUAAAAACUAUCACUUUAUA
Messenger RNA from Uranotaenia lowii, 2155 nucleotides. It is a transcript of the gene Mlh1, whose product is annotated as DNA mismatch repair protein Mlh1. The transcript has 3 exons. Bases 93 to 2087 code for a protein of 664 amino acids. The record is from RefSeq and is a predicted model, not a curated record. Gene Ontology annotation, cellular component: MutLalpha complex. NCBI's taxonomy places the organism in Eukaryota, Metazoa, Arthropoda, Insecta, Diptera, Culicidae. Gene Ontology annotation, molecular function: ATP hydrolysis activity; mismatched DNA binding; ATP-dependent DNA damage sensor activity. Gene Ontology annotation, biological process: mismatch repair.